This is a messenger RNA of Mollisia scopiformis, 1430 nucleotides long. RefSeq lists its product as uncharacterized. Lineage: Eukaryota; Fungi; Ascomycota; Leotiomycetes; Helotiales; Mollisiaceae. The coding region runs from base 367 to 1344 and encodes 325 amino acids. The transcript has a single exon. The record is from RefSeq and is a predicted model, not a curated record.
ACGGCAAGCUCCAUUUCCAUGUCGCGCUCUCUUUGGUACUACUGGGCAUAUCUCGCUCCUCCAUGGUCAUUCCAAAGCCGGUCCCCGGCGUUUCCUCUCAUUCCGCUUCAAGUUUUCCUCGAUCAGAUUUGAGCUUCAGUCAGGGACGCAAGGAAUCAUUGUUCUUCGAAUCUCUACUUCUGACUUCCUGGACGACUUGAGCUUGAGUUAAAGAACUCAAUCAUGACCGAGAAUUCAAUAACAAAGCAUAGUCCAUCAUAAAGUCUCCCAACUAUCUUCGUGGUGAGUAGCGGCGGCACGACCCGACCCGGUGCCUCGAUCUUAUAAGUCUUAGCGCAGAACCUCAUUUGCGCCAUCGAUUCGAAAAUGGACUGUACGCAAGACUUGCACGAAGAAUUUUACCAGUUCAGAUCUGAAUCACGGUUUAUAAAAAUCGUCAAGGGCGUUCACAGUGUCGUCAUUCUUCCAUCCCCUUCACACAACACUUUCACCCAAAGGCUUUCUCGAGGUUCGACAAAAUUUAAGUCCGAUACCAAUAUGACUUCAAGUACUCUCACAAUAGCUCCUUGUCGCUUUGAGCGAAUAGUUGCUCUCAUGUUUGAGUUUUCCGAACCAACUAUCGAUCCAAUGCCCGAGAAAACUCGUCAAGGAGGGCCACGCAACUGUUCCCUCGAGACAGUCCGUCGUUGCCUUAGCUUACCAAUUGGUUGUGAUCCAACAACUCCCUCAACUCUAUCAUCUCUCACAUUCUCCCUCGACUGCGAAGACGUCGUAUUCGUCUCCGUCGACACAAAGCGAGUGGACCUCAAAGAAUUUAGCAUCUCCGUCCUCGAUACUCGAGACCUCAAAUCUCUGAACCGCACCUCCGAUUGCUCGUCAGUCAUCAAGACUUAUAGCUACGCCUACCAAGCAGUUGGCAAGGUCGGACAACAGACAUGCGAUGUUUGCCCCCCACUUCAGCGCAUUGAGGAGCGCUGGGUCCCGCGCCUGCUCAACAACAUCCUUUGCACAGGCUCUCCUGAUCCCAAGGUGGAGGAGGAACGAGUAGUCAUCUUAGUCGGUUCUUCGAUUGGCACUGAUCCCCAAUCACCUUUCGGCAGUCCCUUCGGAUCGGAGCCCGUCGUUAAGGUUCCUCUUGUUGACAUUGUACAGCUAUGCGCUGAUGGCUUUGAGACCAUGGAGGGGCCUGUAAUCUUGGGUGUACCGGAGGAGUAUUUUUGUGAUGCCUGUCUGAUGUUCAAGGUAAUGAUGAUCUUGGCGAUUGACAGUAGUGAUCUCGGCACAACGGAGGAGCAAGAGAGGAGGGCGGUCUUGGAAGCUGUUGUUCAUGCACAUUUGGCAUAGCUGUAAGAUCAGAUUGAGCAUCUUCGUGUUGGAGUACUAAGAACGGCGAUUGAAGGGGAUGGUUGAUGAGGUAUUUAUCAAAGGAG